UAAAGAUUAGAAUUUUAUAAAGCCAUGGAGCUAGCUGGAAACUUGGAGGCCGAUGUAGAGCUCAAGUCCUCAGCUAACGAGUUCUUCAAAGUUUUUACCAUCCAGCGUUACCUAAUUCCAAUUGCCUCUCCUGAUAAAGUCCAACACAUUUUCUGGGAAACUGCUGGCUCUGUCAAGCUCUUUACCUGGAAGUAUACCAUAGAUGGAAAGCAAGAGAUAUUCAAAGAGAAGACAGAGAUAGAUGAGCCAAACAAUGCAGUAACUUUGACAGGAGUGGAAGGCGAUCCUCUUGAACAAUACAAGAGUUAUAAGGGUACAUUUACUGCAAUCCCAAAGAAUAGUGGGGCCUUAGUUAAAAUCAAUUUGGAAUAUGAAAAAUUUAAACCUUCAGAUGCUCCUCCAACUAAGUACCUGAACUUUCUGAUUUCUCUUGUCAAGGAUGUUGAUGCAUACCUUGUCAAGCGCUGAUUAACUAUCAUAUAUACUUAAUAUGAUCUCUAUAGUAGUUAUAAUAAUUGCAAAUAAAAACCUGGAAAAGCUUAGUUUUCUAGGAUUAAUUUCAUGGUUAAUCAAUGUCUCGUUGUGUAUUUAAUCCAAAACCUAACCUAUUAGGUGGUGGAAAUAGCUAUUAUGUAUCAUGUUAAAAUAUAUAUCUCUUGUUUUUAUUAUUGUGUUCUA
Jatropha curcas is the source of this 678-nucleotide messenger RNA. RefSeq names its product MLP-like protein 328. Lineage: Eukaryota; Viridiplantae; Streptophyta; Magnoliopsida; Malpighiales; Euphorbiaceae. The record is from RefSeq and is a predicted model, not a curated record. Gene Ontology annotation, biological process: defense response.